AAGCUUUUGUUUGACUUUAGGUAAGCCCAUGUGUUUCAUUAGUUGUUAAUCAAUGUCCAGAAGGUCCAAAGGUCUACAGAGUGCAAAAGAGGCUAUGCGAUUUAUGCACCAGUGUCUUACUGAAAAACAAAAAUGAAGGAAAAUGAGCUCGAGAAACAGUAUUCACCCAGCCAGUGGUCCCACAGGAUGUCUACCGAUGACGUGAUUAAAGCCCACGUGGCUGCAUUAAAAUCAGGUACAGAGAAGGCUCGGGCUAUUGCUCAGAACAUUCUGGAUGUUCCUUAUGGAGAGGAAGAUGAAGAAAAACUGGACGUGUACAUGCCUAUCAGCUCCUCCCCAGACGUACCUCUAGUUGUCUACAUUCAUGGUGGUUACUGGCAGUUUCUGAGCAAGGAGGAGUCAGGAUUUAUGGCUGUACCAUUGGCCCAGAAGGGUGUUGUGGUGGUCGCUGUUGAUUACAGCAUUGCUCCAAAAGGUAAUAUGGAUCUCAUGGUAUCUCAGGUGCGCAGGAGUUUGGUGACUAUCAUUCAGCAGUAUUCACACAUCAGUGGGCUGUACCUGUGUGGUCAUUCUGCAGGUGCACACCUGGCAGCCAUGGUUCUUUCAACUGAUUGGUCAGAGUACAGCGUGUCACCUGAAAUCAAAGGUGCGUUACUUGUUAGUGGAAUUUAUAACCUGCUGCCUAUUCUCUCCACAUAUGUGAAUGAACCACUGAAGAUGACAGAGGAGGUGGCUCUUAGGAACAGCCCCAGUCGGUUUGUUUCUCAGCUUAAAGCAUCCACUUCGGGCUGCGACAUAAUUGUGGCCGUGGCACAAAACGAUUCUCCUGAGUUCAGAAAGCAGUCGGAAGAUUAUUUCAAGUCUUUGCAAGCUGCCGGACUUAACGUUACUUUUGAAGACAUACCUUACACAGAUCAUUUUAACAUCAUCGAGCAGCUUGUGGAUGAAAAUUACUACCUCACACAGCUCUUACUAAAGAUGAUGGGCAAAAGCUGAGGAGAUGCCAUUGCUCCUCAGAUAUCCACAAUACAUCCUUCUUUUUAUUUUAUUUUAUUUCAUCAAACGGCAACCUUCUUGUUAAUUAUGUCUAUGGACUAUUUAACUCUACAUCAAUCAAACCUCAUUUCUUGUUUACAUUUUAAGGAGUAACAAGGUAUUUAUACGUCUGCCUAUUCUGACCCACUGCUUGUGUGAGUUAGUUUAGUAUAUUAUGGAUGUGAUUAUUAUCACUGUGAAUUGAUGCACUUAGAACACUUUUUAACAUGUUGCUUAAAUCCCAUCUUUAUCUGAUCAGUAAUUCUAUCUGCUGCUGUGUGUGGCAAAUUCCUCAAUCUAUAUGAGGAAAUAAACCAUAUCUCAGAACUACUAGACAUCCUGCCAAUGUCAUGAAUGUUCAAUUCAUUACUGGAAUAAAAUAUAUCAAACCUUUAAAUAA
This is a messenger RNA of Silurus meridionalis, 1435 nucleotides long. RefSeq names its product arylformamidase (gene afmid). Gene Ontology annotation, molecular function: arylformamidase activity. Bases 133 to 996 code for a protein of 287 amino acids. Lineage: Eukaryota; Metazoa; Chordata; Actinopteri; Siluriformes; Siluridae. The record is from RefSeq and is a predicted model, not a curated record. The transcript is spliced from 11 exons.